GAGAGGAACAGGAAUCCGGUCUCGCGCCGUCAAUAAGAGAAAUGUCACUAUUUUUGGGGAAGUGGUUUUAAAGGCGCCGAUGAGGAUCUGAAAAAUCACAGCCAAGUUAAUAAAGUCCAGGAGGAAAACUUCAGACGGGUACAUCAUCAGACUCUGUGAUAUAGCACUGUGUGAGAUCAGUAUGCUCAUAGCUGACAUAACACUGGGGAAUACUUGAAGGUCUUUCUCCCUUACAGAUCACAUCAUCCAUCUGAAGAUAUGGGCUCCACCUGCUUUGAAGAAACACAUAGAGGCAAAGCUGAUGCACAGAUGCACACAAAGCCUCUUUGGUGAUUUUUUUUUUCUCGGGAGGAAAACCAAAGCCAUAGAGGAUCCGCAAGACUUAAAAGCUGAAGAGAAACAUUAAUCACUUUAUUUGCCUUUCACCUCGUAGUCUGCUGGUAUGGAUCAGCCUCUGGUGGGAAGUGAGUCGGCCCGGGCUUGCUGUUCCUACAGCACCCUGAAAGCCUGGCUGCCCAUCCUUUCCUGGUUGCCCAAGUAUAAACUGAGGUACCUGCAGAUGGACCUGCUUGCAGGCCUCACUGUGGGGCUGACAGCUGUACCGCAGGCACUGGCUUAUGCUGAAGUAGCAGGCCUUCCUGUGCAGUACGGCCUCUAUUCUGCCUUCAUGGGGGGAUUCAUCUACACGUUCCUUGGGACGUCCAAGGAUGUGACUCUGGGUCCCACAGCCAUCAUGUCUCUCCUGUGUUUCUCUGUGGUGGGUUGGCAGCCUGAGCGGGCCGUGCUGCUCAGCCUGCUCUGCGGUGUCAUCCAGGCUGCCAUGGCAUUAUUCAGAUUAGGCUUUCUGUUGGACUUCAUCUCCUACCCAGUGAUAAAAGGCUUCACUUGUGCUGCUGCUGUAACUAUCGGCUUUGGCCAGGUCAAAAACAUUUUGGGAAUUCAGGGCGUUCCCCACCAGUUUUUCCUGGAGGUGUACUACACCUUCUACAAGAUCCCAGAAGCCAGGGUCGGGGACGUGGUCCUGGGACUGCUGUCUCUCUCUCUGCUGGUCAUGUUGACGCUUAUGAAGUCGAGUCUGGGCCCUGACGAUUCCUCCUCCUCGUCUACCUCCUCCACAAUCGCCAGGAAACUGGUCUGGGCGGUUGCAACCAUGCGUAAUGCCCUGGUGGUCGUGGCUGCCUCCGUUGUGGCCUACUCAUGGGAGGCCUCUGGCCAUCACGUGUUCACCAUCACUGGGCACACUUCUCAGGGACUUCCACCUUUCAGGCCCCCUCCCACCUCAGACACCUCCGCCAACGGGACCAUUAUCUCCUUUGGGGAGAUUGUAGAGGACUUUGGAGGAGGACUUGCAGUCAUUCCCCUCAUGGGUCUGUUGGAGAGCAUCGCAAUUGCAAAAGCCUUUGCCAGUCAGAACGACUACAGGAUCGAUGCCAACCAGGAACUGCUGGCUAUUGGUGUAACUAACAUUAUGGGCUCGUUCGUGUCAGCCUACCCUGUAACUGGCAGCUUUGGCAGGACAGCAGUGAACUCCCAGACCGGGGUUUGCACCCCAGCUGGAGGCGUCAUCACCAGUCUGAUUGUGUUGCUGUCCUUGCAGUUCCUCAUGGCAGCUUUUUACUACAUCCCUAAAGCUUCUCUGGCUGCUGUUAUCAUCUGUGCAGUAGCUCCCAUGGUGGAUUACCGUGUUGUAGCAAAGAUGUGGAAGAUACAUAAGCUGGACCUGCUGCCCUUUGUUGUAACCUUCCUGAUGAGCUUCUGGCAGGUCCAGUACGGCAUCGCAGCAGGUGUAGCUGCAUCUGGAUUCCUGCUGCUGUACAGAAUCGCCAGGCCUCAAAUAAAGGUCUCUGAUCACGGCACGUUAGUGAUGGAAUUAUGCAGUGGUCUUAGUUUUCCUGCCGCAGAAUACCUCAGUAACUUCAUACACACUCAGGCCCUCCAGGUGACUCCUCCGAGGUCAGUGGUGCUGCACUGCCAUCACGUCAGCAUCAUAGAUUACACAGUGGUCAGUGAACUGGGAGACCUGCUGAAGCAGUUCCAACUACGAAAAGUCCAGCUGGUGUUUUCUGGAGUGAAGCCCUCUGUUCUGAAGGUUCUCCUGGCAGCGGAUCUGCAGGGCCUCAAGUAUACUGACAGUGUCGAGGAAGCAUUGCAGUUGCUGUCAGUAAACCUGCUCAACCUCUAGCCAGAUGUUUGACUCUGGAUAAACGGCAGUCAUAAGGAGCAUCUCUUGUUUGGGACCAUCGCCAAUGAAUCAGUGACUCAUUUAUUGGCCGUAUUGAAGUGUCCCUGCCUGCUAUCAAGCUGGAAGUUGCACUAAACCCUCUAUCUGCUAAACUUGAUAAAUCCCCAACAACACUACGAGUGCACAGAUUUAAUCAGAAGUCUAAUAUAUUAUUGGACACUGAAGCAUUUUGUUGGAAAAUAUAAUAUAUAUUUUUAAUGGAGAAAACAUUUUGUAGUUGAAGUUCAGAUUCCUUUUUGUCAUAUGUCUAUAAUUGCCCGCUCUCAUUACCCCACCCUUCCUUACUUCUCCUGUCUCUUCCCUCAGCCCAGCACUUACUGCUGAUCCCAACCAGCUUUGCCCACAGCACACAGUUAUAUUUGACUUUUCAUCAACAUCAUGCUUUUACCACGAUCAAAUCAUGCAUGUGUUUGAUGAUGUGGUCUUGGUUUUUACAUAGAGUAACACAUCUAUUUUGAUAGGGACCAAAUCUGAGUUUUUCAAAAUAAGAGCAUGCAUUAUGUGAUUAAUGAAGCUAACAGAGUGACGCUGACACAGAUGUCGCAUCUCAUAAAGACUUCUGUUUUUAUAUAUUUAUAUUUCUUAAGUGGAAUGGAAGAUGAAACAUUAUUUAAACAUUUGUAAUGCUUUGUGUAUGUGUUUGUAGGGGAUUAGUGAUUAAAACCUUGACAUUUAUAUGUGUGGGUGUGUCUGAGUGUGUGUGUGUGUGUGCGUGCGUGCGUGCGUGCGUGCGUGCGUGCGUGCGUGCGUGCGUGCGUGCGUGCGUGCGUGCGUGCGUGCGUGCGUGCGUGCGUGCGUGCGUGCGUGCGUGCGUGCGUGCGUGCGUGCGUGCGUGUGCCUGUGUCGGUGCAUUUCAUGAAAAU
Molecule: messenger RNA, 3105 nt
Organism: Cololabis saira (Pacific saury)
Lineage: Eukaryota; Metazoa; Chordata; Actinopteri; Beloniformes; Belonidae
Gene: slc26a11
Product: solute carrier family 26 member 11
Exons: 16
Coding region: 443-2182 (579 amino acids)
Biological process (GO): transmembrane transport
Cellular component (GO): membrane
Molecular function (GO): secondary active sulfate transmembrane transporter activity
Source: RefSeq, a predicted model, not a curated record